Messenger RNA from Pseudoliparis swirei, 3228 nucleotides. Its product is annotated as protein kinase C and casein kinase substrate in neurons protein 2. The record is from RefSeq and is a predicted model, not a curated record. The coding region runs from base 250 to 1431 and encodes 393 amino acids. The transcript is spliced from 10 exons. NCBI's taxonomy places the organism in Eukaryota, Metazoa, Chordata, Actinopteri, Perciformes, Liparidae. Gene Ontology annotation, biological process: plasma membrane tubulation; cytoskeleton organization; regulation of endocytosis. Gene Ontology annotation, cellular component: endosome; plasma membrane; cytoplasm. Gene Ontology annotation, molecular function: protein binding; phospholipid binding.
ACAGUGGGCCGAAGAAAAGGGAAGAGCAAAAGCAGCCCUGUCUAGAACGAGUGGAAAAUCAAAGUGGGAGAAGACGAGGAGAAGUGUAACAAAGACAAGACGGAGAGAGAGAGCGAGAAGGAGAGAAGGAGAGAAGGAGCCUCAGAGUCUGCACAAAGGUUGAACUGGAAAAAAGUUUGAAGCUGCCCAACAAAAGAAGAAGAGGGGGUUUGAAGCCGAGAGGGCCCCGACAUUCACAGAGAGAACAGGAUGUCGACACUGCCUUCAGACUGCAGCGUUGGAGAUGUCAGCAGCCACAGCUUCUGGAUGCCUGGGAACUUCCAUGCCACGGUGAAGCGAACAGAAGACGCCUUCCAGGCCUGCAAUGACAUCGUGGCGUGUUUCCAAGAGAGAGCUCGUGUGGAGAGGCAGUACGCCCAGCAGCUCAGUGAGUGGAGCAACAAGUGGAAGCCAGUGGUGGAGGCCAGUCCGCUGUACGGCUCCAUCCUGAAGGCGUGGCAGUGUUUUCUGUCCACGGCUGACCGGCUGGCCUCCUUGCACGCCUCCAUCUGUCGCUCCCUGGUGGCGGAGGAUGGUGACCGGGUCCGGACCUGGCAGAAGGACACCUUCCACAAGAAGGUGUUCGGAGGCUUCAAGGAGUCCCAGGACAUCGAGACGGGCUUCACGCACGCUCAGAAGCCGUGGGCCAAACGGCUGAAGAAGCUGGAUAAAGCCAGGAGGGCGUACCACAAAGUGAGCCGCAAGGAGCAGGUGGCCCGGGAGCGAGAGGUACACGCCGAGGGAAACCCGGACGUCGCCAUCGACAAACAGAAGAAGAUCCAAGAGGAGAGAGAGCUGGCUCAGCAGGAGGCGGAGAAGGUUCGUGCCCGCUAUGAAAAAGUCCUGGAGGAGGUGAACCGCUACGCUCCGCGCUACAUGGAAGAGAUGGAGUCCAUUUUUGACCAAUCGCAGGAUGAGGAGCGAAAGAGGAUCGUCUUCCUCAAACAGGCCUUCCUCUCCAUCCACAAGCACCUGGACAUUACCAACAAUGAGAGCGUGAGGGCCGAGUACAACCAGCUCCACAACACACUGAUGGCCAUCGAUGAACACGAGGACCUUCGCUGGUGGAAGAACACCAACGGGCCCGGCAUGCCCACCGACUGGCCUCACUUCCAGGAAUGGAUGCCUGAAAAGAAAAACAAAAAAGGGAAGAAAGAGGUGGAAAAGAAAGAAGUCGAAAAGAAAGCAACAAUAGAGAGGAGUGUGAUUAUUGGAGGAGUGAGAGUGAGAGCUAUGUAUGAUUAUGUCGGCCAGGAGACAGAUGAGCUGUCAUUUAAAGCAGCUGAGGAGUUUUUGAAGAUAGAGGACGAGGACGAUCAGGGCUGGUGUCGGGGGAUGAAAGACGACGGGUGCGAGGGGCUUUACCCGGCCAACUACGUGGAGGUGGUGUAGUUAGAGCGUCGAGACCACACGCUGAGUUUCACUGUGGAAACCUCAACCUGGUUUCACGUCUAAACGUCCGACACAUAAAGUCAAUGCUGGAGAGAGAAACACCAAAGAGCUGGUCCGUGUGAGAACGAUCACACUUAAAGAUUUUAGCAUACAGAGAUGUUUAAAAACUAUCCAGGUUGUGUAAUCUCUUGAAGGAUUUUGAGAAAUGUUUUAAUAUAUACAGUAUGCAUAGAUCACUUGUACUAAAGCCAUAUAAUACGCUUCAAUGUAAAAGAAAGUGCUCUUAACGUAUAUCUCUAGUUAUUUGGUGCUGACAUUGCUUUACUGGACUGCUAUCGUCCUGGACCUGUUUUUAUUUCUUCACACCUCAACACAAAGCCUCUCAACAAAUGAAGAAAAUAACUCGAAUACUGUGAUUCUGCCACAAGGCCUGUGUUUCUCUUCGGUGCAGGAACAGUUUGACAUUUUUUAGGAAUAUGGUUUGCUGUCAAACAUAAAAACACAAUGAGAUGGGAAGAUUGAUUUUAUUUUCCUCUCCGUGUGUGUCAGGUGUCGGGGGAACACACACUCCUGAAACUAUAUGAUGUUUACAUAAAGUGGAGACAAUCAAUAUACCGGCAACUUGUAUUCUGACACUUAUGUGUGACGAGCCCGGAGAACAAUAUCACUCUGCAGUUUCCUCUCCACAAGGCCAACAGAUACCUCCGGGGUUAACCCUUCCUCGCCAUUAUUAGAUGCGCUGAGCAACUCGCGUUGUGUAAAGCGCGAGAAAAUGCGUAAGGGGCGGGAGGUUUUUAGACUGUUUCCACUGUGGAACAAUGUUGACUUAUUUUACCUUAGUUUUGUAAGGUUAUUUUCUUAAUACAGUUUUUUCUCCUAACGCUAACCAAAUAUUUUUUUUGCAUCCCUUUUUACCUCUUUUUUUUUAACGAAACAUAAAAAGCAAGUAAACCUAGGUUUUGAUAUUUGGAAAAGAGCCUGUAUCCAUGUAAUGAGCCCAUAUUUACACGAUGUCCCCCACACAUACAACACUUCUGAGUUAGAGCGUCAGCAUUUGCACAGUCGGGAGUGAGAAUGUGCUGUUCUUGGAUAUCUGCCCAUUGUUUUGUAUUUCUGUGCCGCCACCUUUGUGGUUGAGCCUCACGGCUCUUAUCAGUGUUGUUUUCAGCCCCAGCAGGCAGCUGUCCUCCACAGCUCUGCAUACUUUCGGGCUAGAUAAGGCUCAGAAAGAAGAGUGGGUUGCCCAUUACUUGCAGAGUCGGUGGUUCAAUCCCACACUGAAUCCCAAAAUUGCUCCUAAAGGUCAGAGCACUGCCUUGCAUCUCCAUCACCACCGAGCUGUGUGAAUGAGAAGCAAACGUUUAAGCCUUCUGCCCACUACAGGAGAGAAGUGCGAUAUAAGUGCAGAUACUUCACGUGGAUACACGUGCUUUGAGAGGUCUAAUCAUGUCCCAGAUAUGAAGCUAUCUAUGCUCAGAGGGUGUCGAGAUAUUUCUCUUCUUCAUCGCCAUCUCAGUUUGACACCAAACAUUCAUAUGUACCUACAUGUCAGACUGUUCCUUUAAAAUAAGUGUUGAGGAAGAAAUAGUGUUCCUGUCUGUAUUCAUCUGUUGUUACUGUGGUACGUGUGACUCUUAUCAUGGAGGGCAUCUUUGCCAAAGUGAGGACGCUGCUGGGGUUGCCCUCCUCUUUGUCCUUCGCCUUCUUCAGUAUCCGUUUAUUUGCCGUGUGCCUUGUAAAAGCUAUGCAUUUGCAAUUGUCUUUUGGAAAUAAAAUGUGAAACUGUCAACAAACAAA